Cynoglossus semilaevis (tongue sole) is the source of this 2773-nucleotide messenger RNA. It is a transcript of the gene sp9, whose product is annotated as sp9 transcription factor. Lineage: Eukaryota; Metazoa; Chordata; Actinopteri; Pleuronectiformes; Cynoglossidae. The record is from RefSeq and is a predicted model, not a curated record. Gene Ontology annotation, biological process: regulation of transcription by RNA polymerase II. Bases 111 to 1430 code for a protein of 439 amino acids. Gene Ontology annotation, molecular function: DNA-binding transcription factor activity, RNA polymerase II-specific; RNA polymerase II cis-regulatory region sequence-specific DNA binding. The transcript has 2 exons.
GGAACCGUGUGACCCGAAGUCGGAUGCGGUGAGAGGGAGUCACAUUGGAGCCGUGACAGCAGUGAAAACCGCGGAACAACUCUGCUCACAACAGCACACAGACCCUGGAUAUGGCUACGUCUAUUCUUGGGGAAGAGCCACGGUUUGGGACUACACCUUUAGCUAUGCUGGCAGCCACCUGCAACAAAAUCGGCAACACCAGUCCUCUCACCACUCUACCGGACUCCAGCGCUUUCUCCAAGGGAGGAUUUCAUCCGUGGAAAAGAUCCUCCUCCAGCUGCAACCUAGGAUCCAGUCUGCCGGGCUUCACAGUAGCAACGAGCCGCGCGUCCACAGGACUAACGCCGACCAGCGGCGCAGGCAACAGCGCCUUCUGCUUAGCCUCCACCUCCCCGACCUCCUCGGCGUUUUCCACAGAGUACAGCGGUCUGUUUACCAACACUGCCAGCGUCACCACGCAAGAAUCUGGACAGUCUGCGUUUAUCUCCAAAGUCCACACCUCCGCAGAGACUCUGUACCCGCGGGUCGGGAUGGCGCACCCGUACGAGUCGUGGUACAAGUCCGGUUUCCACUCCACCAUUUCCGGCGACGUCGCAAACGGAGCGUCCUCUUGGUGGGACGUCCACACGAACCCCGGGUCCUGGCUCGACGUCCAGAACCCCGCGGGCACCCUGCAGACGUCUCUGCACACCGGGACGCCCCAGGCCAUCCACUCCCAGCUGAGUGGCUACAACCCGGACUUCUCCUCCCUGACUCACUCGGCGUUCAGCUCCACGGGGAUCAGCCCCUCCGCCUCUCACCUCCUGUCCACCAGCCAGCACCUGUUAACGCAGGACGGCUUCAAAACGGUCAUCCCCGCCUACACAGACGCUUCUGCGGCCAACGCCAUGAUCUCCGGGGGCAGCUCAGGGAUAAGUAGCUCCUCGAGGUCGUCCCGGCGGUACUCCGGCAGAGCCACAUGUGACUGUCCGAACUGCCAGGAGGCCGAGCGGCUGGGGCCCGCCGGGGCGAGCCUGCGGAGGAAAGGACUGCACAGCUGCCACAUUCCCGGCUGCGGCAAAGUGUACGGGAAGACGUCGCACCUCAAAGCGCACCUGCGGUGGCACACCGGCGAGAGGCCUUUUGUCUGCAACUGGCUUUUCUGCGGCAAACGGUUCACUCGCUCUGAUGAGCUGCAGAGACACCUGCGCACACACACCGGGGAGAAACGCUUCGCCUGCCCCGUGUGCAACAAGCGCUUCAUGCGCAGUGACCAUUUGAGCAAGCACAUCAAAACACACACGGCCGGCGGCGGGGGCAAAAAGGGCAGCGACAGUGACACCGACACCAGUAACCUGGAGACCCCCAGGUCCGAGUCCCCUGAACUCAUUUUGGACGGAGUAAACCCCAGAAUCAGCGUCAAAGACCCGUCACCUCACGACGAGCCCUGAACCGGGCUGCUCCAAUCCUCCAAACAUAUAUAAUAAUCAUAAAUCUGAUUUACUGAAACGGGUCUCAUCAUCUGACAGACGAUACACGGAGAAGGUGUUUGAAGAAGAAUUGCAAUGUCUUAAAAUUAUUCUCCACAGGCUACAAGACUUUUACAUUCGUGUUUCAGUAACAGAAAAGAAAGAAAAGAAAAACAAAAAAACAAUUAAAGCUGCGUCUAUUUUUACUGAAGGCCUCUGGAAAUGUUUUAGGGACCUGGAAAAACAUCGGGGGAAAAAGGUGCGCGAAGAAUAAACCUGUUGAACUGUGGUUGGACUGUGACAGAGUCGAGUUCCAUCCUGUAAAUUCACCACUAAACUUUAAUGUGUUUUUUCCUUGUAAAUGUUUAGGCUCUGGUUGUUUUAUUCGUGUUCGUAUAUAAUCCUGGAAAUCAGGGAGUUUUACUUUGGACGCACUUUGUGGAUAUGUAUGUACACAGCUUUGUUUUUUCUUCGGUUCCCAUUUUAUUUCCUUUGCCUCAAAAAAAUUAAUAAUCUAUAUAUAAAUGUUUACCUGUAUAAAAUUACACGUAUACGGCUUUCAUUUUAUCGUAAUUAAAACAUGUUGCAAAUGCUGGAAUUGUGUGAUGUAGAAUUUAUAUAAUUUUUGUUGCGUUAUUUGUUAGGGUUUUAGAACUGAAAUUAUUUAGAAAGAAAAGAACAUGUGAUUUUGUCCCUUCACCUAAAGGCCUAUAAAUACCUCGACUUUGACUCUACUUUCCCCUAUGGAAUAAAUCAAUGUUUAAUGUCCCGGAAAAGACAUUUCAUGGCCAAAUGAAAAUCCUGUUAAAUGGUAUUAAUUAUGACUUGCAGCCACAUCGCAGCCCCCAUGUGUGUUGUACGUGCGAUUAGAGGAUUCGUGUUUUAUCAAAUAUCUAAUUAAUCUCCGAGGCAUCUUUUGUUCACUUGCAGUUUAUUCCAGUGGGGUUUUUCACGACAAAGGUCCCUGAAUAUUUAUUCUAAUUGUCCAAAUUAACUGCGCUCAUUUGCAUAGCAAUCGAUGAACCGAGAAGGGUAAGGCCUUUUUCUUUUUUUUUCUUUGCCAGAAACCACAAAAAUGUUCUGGGAUUUUUGUUUCUUAAAUUUAGGUUUAAAAAAUACAUAAAAUAAGAAAGGAGGCAAACAGUAAGAUGCAAAUGCUGAUUUUUUUUUUAUUUAUCUCGGUGCAGUCAAAUGCUUCAUGUGUGUUAUUUGAAUAUCAGUGGCCUGGCAUUGAAAAGGCUUGAAGGAUGCUCCCUGACUUCUUUGUGCUUACCCACUGCAGCGUCCGAUUCCACGGGAAAGAAAAGAGAGAGAAAAGAGCUGGG